Messenger RNA from Staurois parvus, 279 nucleotides. NCBI's taxonomy places the organism in Eukaryota, Metazoa, Chordata, Amphibia, Anura, Ranidae. The record is from the annotation of a GenBank genome assembly.
AUGAAGAGGCACUCAUCUGGACACUACCUGUGUAUUGAGAAUUUUCAGGAUAUUCUGGAAAGGAGACAGGCAGCCAAUGCCAAGGAAAGGGAGCGGAUCAGAAAUAUCAAUAGUGGAUUUUCAAAGCUGAAGACCAUUGUGCCUCUCAUCCCUAAAGACCGAAAACCUAGCAAAGUGGAUACACUGAAAGCAGCCACAGAAUACAUAAGACUUCUUCAUGAUAUCCUGGUGGAAACUGGAGGUUUUGAAGUAAGUUUACAUUUUGUAUAUGGCUUAUAA